Messenger RNA from Dendronephthya gigantea, 1559 nucleotides. RefSeq lists its product as uncharacterized. The transcript has a single exon. Bases 141 to 1559 code for a protein of 472 amino acids. Lineage: Eukaryota; Metazoa; Cnidaria; Anthozoa; Malacalcyonacea; Nephtheidae. The record is from RefSeq and is a predicted model, not a curated record.
GUGUAUUCACUGCAUUUUUUGAAGUAACAUUUGUAUGGAAACCUUCUUGGAAUCUCAACAUAAUAUAAAUUCAUAUUUUCAACCUUUUUUCGACGUGUUCGCAGCGUGCGCUUUUUUUAAAACUGUGUCUGUAUGCCAUAAUGCCAAGUCACGCUCGUUGCGCUGUCGGCUAUUGCGACAACGAUAAACGUUAUCCAGAUUUAUAUGUGAAGCGAUCUCAUGUGGAAAAUCUAUGUUUUCACAAAUGGCCAAAGGACGAGACCACUGCUGAACUUUGGCGUAAGCAGGUUUUAAAAAGCAGACAGGACGAUUUUAAUCCAAAACCAGGUGCGUCAGGAACGUUUGUUUGUUCAAACCACUUUCCCUUGGGCAAGCGAACCCCAAAUAAUCCAAAAACGGACUUUCCAUCAGUAUUCCUUAACCUUUCCGACUACAAAACUCAAUCAUCACCAAAGAAACGCAGAAGGAUAAACAUCAGUACGUCUGAGGAACCUGGUGAGGAUACUGAGAUGCAGCAACUUGAACAGCAUUCAGGUCCUGAAUCGUCAGACACUAUUGAUUCUGACUUUGAACCACCUUCACUUAUGGUCCCACUGCGGUUUGAACAGCUCACCAGGGAGUGUGAUGUCAAGUUUUAUACGGGGAUCCCUUCAACUGAAGCAUUCCAUUGCAUAUUUGAACAUCUGUCUCCAAAAGCAUUGCAUAUGCAAUACUGGAGAGGUACGCAACAGACACAGAGGGAAUCUAGACCAGUAUCUCCAUUUGAGGAAUAUGCUUCCUCAGUGGGUGUUGAAAGUAGACGUGGUCCACCAAGAAAGCUUAGAUUGGAGGAAGAGUUUUUAUUGACAUUAAGGAAACUUAGACUUGCUCUGAUGAACCUGGAUUUGGCAUUUAGGUUUAAAAUUUCAGAUGGUUCUGUCAGCAGUAUAUUUAUCACUUGGAUAAAGUUGAUGUCAAAAGAGCUGGCAGUACUGAUUAUUUGGCCUACCCGUGCUCAAAUAAAAGAAAAUCUCCCAAAGUGUUUCAAAGCACUUUAUCCAAAGGUGAGAUGUAUCAUCGAUUGCUUUGAGUGCUUUACCAACACACCUAGUGGGUUAGAUUUAGCAGCAACUAUGUGGAGUGAAUAUAAGCACCACUAUACCUACAAGGUUUUAGUCGCUAUCACUCCUAAUGGUGCCAUUUCGUAUGUGUCCCCAGCAUAUGGUGGCAGAGCAACUGAUGUUUUCAUUGUUCGUGAUUCUGGAUUUCUCAACCUUGUUGAGCCUUUUGAUGAGAUUAUGGCAGACAGAGGGUUUAAGAUCAGGGAAGAACUAAUGAUGCAUAUGGCUACAUUAUGUAUCCCACCUAGCAAAGCAAAGUCCAUGCAGAUGUUACCAUCCGAUGUUAGAAAAACAUCUAAUAUUGCUAAUGUCAGGAUUUAUGUGGAGCAGGCUAUAGGUAGGAUGAAAGUUUUUCAUAUUCUCAAAAAUGAACUACCAAUUUCAAUGGUCCCACUUGCUGAUGAUAUUGUUCGUGUUUGUGGUGCUUUAUGCAACCUUCUGCCUCCAUUGUGUGUGUGA